Messenger RNA from Thalassophryne amazonica, 1084 nucleotides. RefSeq names its product mucin-22. NCBI's taxonomy places the organism in Eukaryota, Metazoa, Chordata, Actinopteri, Batrachoidiformes, Batrachoididae. The transcript has 4 exons. The record is from RefSeq and is a predicted model, not a curated record. The coding region runs from base 212 to 919 and encodes 235 amino acids.
UGCAGUAUGGGCUGUAUCCUUGACAACAUACAGCAGAGGCAGUUUACAGAAGACUGGCCUGCCCACUUUUUCCUGCUACUGACAACAACACAAUUCUUUAGUUGUUCCGGGUUUGUAGGAAAUGGGAGCGUCAGUGGGAUCAUGGAGACGUAACUGAAGCAAACCAAGUUACUGUUUUCACAAAAUCAAACAAGGAUAAGACAUUAAGGCCAUGGUUACCACCUCCCCGUUCCUGUUUUGUUGCCUUCUGGCUCUUUCUGUUGCCGUAGUGUCAACAGAAAACUGGAAUUUGACUUUGACCGUCACCUCAAGCAACCCAUCAACAACAACAAUAAGAACACCAGGAUUAAACCUAACGCCCACUGUAGUGCCAACUGCUGCCACAGACAUGACACAGAACACAACUGUAUUCAACAACAGUACUGACCGCUACACGGCAUUCACAGAGGACAUGAAUGUUACAACAGCAGGCACAAGUCAGUCCACUGUGACCACAACGUACACUCCAACGCUUACUGCACUCACAACAAAGACAAUCCAGACAGCAGUAACUGACUCAAGUACACUGAAUACCACAGUAGUCCCACCUGCAGCAUCAUCUGCCACUGUCAACAGAACAUCAGAGUCACAAGUUUUGGGACUGAAUACUUCAGAAAAGAGCAUGACUAUAUUUUUCAGCGUUGUACUGGGACUGUUUGGUGUGGCUUUAGUUCUGUUAAUGUAUCACAGAUGCAAACAGAAAAUCCAAUAUUUCCAUCAGCCCCUUGACAACACUGAAGACACAGAUCAGUUUGUAACCGAUGACGACACGCUCAUCAUUUCUGGAGGACUUUAUGAUGGUCAUUCACUGUCUGCCAAUCCAGAAGCAGCCACAAGGGAACAACCUCAACUCCGCCUCGAGUUUCUACAUGAAGACUAAAAUCCUGCAGUUCGACAUGUCUCCUCUGAUGCAAAACAACUAAUUACUGAAUGAAAACAAUGAAUGUUUCUGUUUAUUUCAUGAAUGAAUUUUCAAGAUUGUGAAACUCUUAAUUCAACACUUUGGAUUGAUGAAGAAAAGUAAAAUAAUAAGAAAUAAUGACAA